GGGCAAUCCAUUCGCCGCUAGGAUACUUGAUUCAAUCGCCAAAUGUACAAGACAUAGCCAGUCGAAUGCACACGUUACAUCACGGAAAACCCGGCUGGAGUACGUGGGAGGACAUUUAUAGCUCAAAACCACACCUGCAACCGCAAGCCCAAGAAUCACAAUCAACAUCCCUCAUUUCCUUUUCCUUUUCACUCAAUUCAUUCCUGCGGCCUGCCAUGGGCUACAAAGCUGCCAUUACUCUGGGGUUGCUCCCCAAACUGCUCUCUGCUAGCGUUGUCUGCAGCUUCUCCAUGGCAGCCAGUGAAGGCGAUACUUGCGAGUCCUUCGCUACGUCCUGGGGCCAGACCGUUGAAAUGUUCCAAGAGCUCAAUCCCGGUGUUUCAUGCCCAACUCUGACUGCUGGCCAGAGCUAUUGUAUCAUUGGCACUGUCACAGAUGACCCAGUGACCACGAGCACAGCGACUUCUACGACGCUGAAGACCACAACAACCGCGACAACCACGACCUCCUCCAACCAGCAUGAGCCAACCCAGCCUGGUUUGCCAUCUAACUGCGACAAAUUCCAUCUCGUCGCAUCCGGUGACCAGUGUGACAUAAUUGCGGCCGAGUACGGCAUCUCGGAAGCUCAGUUCAAGGACUGGAAUCCCAGCAUUGACAGCAGUAUGCCUUCCCCCCUUUAUAUUUUUUUUUUUCUUCGCGUAUGUCACCCAGUGCUAAUUCGUUUCUAUUAGACUGCUCCAACCUCUGGCUGGACUACUAUGUCUGCGUGCAUGUCCCAGGAGCCACGACAACAACGAGCUCGACGCCUGAGCCGACGUCCACGUUGCCUCAGCCGCAGAUGCCGGGGAUCGUGAGCAACUGCAAGACCUUUUACAAGGUCAAACCCGGGGAUGAUUGUUUCUCGAUUGAGACGGCAGCGGGCAUCACCCUUGCUGAGUUCCGCUCGUGGAAUACGCAGAUUGAUGCGAGUUGCUCGAACUUGUGGGUGGACUACUAUGUAUGCACUGGCGUUUAGUCUUCUCACUGUUCAGAGCGACCCCGGGGAUAUCGUAGUACGUGGAUGAGAUCUCGACGUACAUACCGGAUCCCGAGUAUCUGAUUGACCUAUUUUUGAUGUUCCCGUAUGCUCCUGGUAUCUAGAGUGUGUGGCAAUAUAUGUAAAGUAAUAGAUUAAAA
Aspergillus pseudonomiae is the source of this 1176-nucleotide messenger RNA. Its product is annotated as LysM peptidoglycan-binding domain-containing protein. The transcript is spliced from 2 exons. Lineage: Eukaryota; Fungi; Ascomycota; Eurotiomycetes; Eurotiales; Aspergillaceae. The coding region runs from base 66 to 731 and encodes 221 amino acids. The record is from RefSeq and is a predicted model, not a curated record.